GUUAACCUGUCUGGGAGGAGCUGCCAGCGUCAAACACUGUGCUGACGUGAGAGUGUGUUUGAGUGUGUUUGAGAAGAACCAAAGGGAGAGUAGGGACAGAGUGGGAGCCACAGGGUGAGGAAGACAGAGACACAGAAGGAGUAAGAGACAGAGAGAGUGAUUUUUGUGGGAUCUCUGCCUGACCCCUCCACAACCUCCAGGAUGUUUAAGAAAAAGGAAACUAAGGACAGUACGCUCAAGGCCACGAGCAAGACCAGCAAGACCCAGCCCAGCAACUUGGAAUUGCUGAUCACCAAGAUGCAAAAGGAUGCCGACACGGUGGAGAAAGACAUCCUCCGGUCUGAAGAGCUGCUGGCUGUGGACUUUGAAAAUGACAAGAAAGACCUGCCCUUCAAGCACCAGACUGAGAUAUCAGACAAGCUGGGAGAGGCUGAGGAACUUCUGAAGGAUCUCUUCAUAGAUCUCGACAAAGCCAAGAAGUCCAACUACCCACAGGCCAGAGAGAUGGAGAGCGAUGUCAUCCACCUCCAUGAGCGCUGGUUGAAGGACUGCGCCUUCUACCGAGACAUUUACGAGCAGGUUGACGAUGUGUCACUGAUGCCCAGGAUCGACUGGGGGCCUGUUUUAAACCAGAAGCAAAAACUGGUGAACGUGGAGGAAUAUGGCCCCACCAUGGCCGACCUGGAGAAGCAGGUCGCUGCUCACAACAUCCUGCACAAAGAGAUCGAGGCCUACAACUCGCAGCUCUGCGUCAGCUCUGCAGGCAGCAAGGAUAAAUAUGUCGAACUGAAGAAGCAGUACAACAAUCUACUGGACAACUCAAAGUGGCGUCGCCACUACCUAAACAGCCUGUACGAAUACAUGCAAGGCUGCAACAAGGAACUGGCCUUCCUGGGGGAAGAACAAAAUAAGAUCAAAAAGCAGGACUGGAGUGACCGCAUGAUGGACCCACCUGACGUCCGCAGGCAGUAUGAGAACUUUAAGAACAACAGCCUGCUGUCCCAUGAGAGCGAGGUGAACAAACUCCAGGACGAAGGAGAAAGACUUAUUGGACUGAAGCACCCUGCCAAAGACACAAUAGAAGCUAAGAGAGAUGCUGUUCGAAACGAGUGGCAGAAAUUCCUCAAUAUCUGCAUUUGUCAAGAGACACACCUGGACAAUGUGGAGGACUACAAAAGGUACCAAAUGGAGACUGAGCAGCUGUCCGAGAUGCUGACCAAACUCAACAACAGCCUGGACCCCAAAUCCAUUAGCAAGAAGAGCAACUCAGAGACACUGCUGCAGCUCGAGGCCGAGGAGAAGGCUGUUCAGAACAGCGAACAGUUGCUGGCAGACCUGAGGAAACGCAGCACCACCAUCGCUCCUCUGAAGCUACGACGCAACCCCCCCAACAGACCCAUCACAGUGGAGGCCCUGUGUGACUGGGACACAGAUAAGGAUUCUCUGGAAAGGGGCGAGAAGUUCACCCUGAAAUCUAACUCAGAUGAGAACUGGAACGUUACCUCCACUGGUGGGGCAACAAAAACCUUCCCAGGAGUUUGCUUCCAUAUCGCUCCACCUGAUCCAGAGGCCAUUGACAAAGUGGACCUGUUGGGUGGUGAACUGACAGACAUCAAAAAGAGAAGAGCUGCUCUGGUGGCAUCACUAAAGAAUCAAAAAUCCGAGGUCUCCAGGUCCCAACAAUCAGCCCCAGUGUCUUCUGCCCCGCUGGAUCCCAAAGCGGCAGCCCUGGCUCAGCAGCUAGACAAUCUGGACAGUGACCUGGCCAGUGCUGAGAAGAACCUGCUGAGCCGCCUGCGAGCCCCGCUGAGCCGCACCAACCCGGCCGAAGAUCUAGCCAAGAGGCUGAGGGAACAGGAGGAAGCUGCCAGGGCUCUGAAGGCUCUGGAGAAGCAGAAGCUGGCAGCUCAAGCUGACCUGCAGCCCCUGCUGUCCAAAAAUGCCAGCAGUACCUCUUCUGCACUGCCGCUCAAACUGAGUUCUGCCAACAACAAGCAGGACCACAUUGCAGCACUUAGUGACCUCUACACCAAGAAAGCGAAUGCAUCUCUCAGCCUGGAGAGACAGAUUAAGAAAGUGGACGGCCUUGUCUCUGGGUUUGAGAAAAAGCUGAGUGAAGAUGGUUCAAUCCCUGAUGGGCCAAGUGCAAUCCAAGCCCGCGCUGAGGACAUUCAGUACCAGCGAAGGUCUGUGGCAGCCGCUCAGGAUGACAUGAAGAAGCUGAGUCAGGAUCUGGAGACCACAGAGCAGCUGUGCAGUUCUCUGCAGCAGGGCUACCAGGAGUACUGCCCUGACAUCCGGCGCCAGAAAACAGAGGUCAAGCAGCUGCAGACCCGCUAUGGUAACGUAGCCAACCAGCUGAAGGAGAGAGAAAACAUCUUACAAGAAGCUGCAAUCAAGAACCAGGAGUUCCAGAGCACGUCCAAAUCCUUGAAUUCCUUCCUGGACAACCUGCCGCAAAACCAGGUUAACUUCAAAGAUGACCUGUCUCAGAUCACUGCCAGGCAGACCUCCCAAGAGAGAGUGAUGGAUGACCUGAAGAGGAAGGGAGAUGACAUGGACAGAGUGACUGACCUGUCUCAAGACCUGCAGAGUCUACUCAAUGAAUACGAGGCCAAUGUCUACAAAUACAACAGCACACUUGAGGAUGCUGGAGCCACUAUUGCCACAAAACCCUGUAUGCUCACACUGGCUGACGCUGUUCAAAAAGAGGAAAAGAAUCUGGUCAACCGUUACUCUCAAGCAACAGCUGAAAACACCCAACGCCAAAAACAGUUGGGCCUGGCUAAGAAUCUCAUUUCACAAACUGAAGAGAAAGUCGAAAUGGUGGCACAGCAACAAGUGCAGCUUCAAAGCCAGCAAAAGAAUUCUCUUGAGCUAAGCAAUCUUUUAAAAGAGCUGGAUGAAGAAAAGGAGAGGAAAGCUCAUGCCGAGGCAGACCUGAGAACCUUUAAAGAUAGAAUGAUGUCACUGAAGAGUCGCAGAGGAGUGGAGCGCCUUGAGGAGAAAGAAGUACUGCAGUACUACCGCGACCCAAAACUGGAAAGAGAUUUAACUGAUCUGCGGAACACACUGCAUGAAGAGUCCCUGAGGCGUAGCACCAUCCACACUGAGAUUGAGGUGUUUACCAAAAAAAUCACCAUCCUUGAGGAAACCAUCAAAUCCAAUAAACCCAAACUGCUGACCAGAGAGGUGACAGAGUUUGAGAAAGAUCCCCAGCUGGACAUAGAGGCCGCUAAGAUCAGAGACGAGAUAGGAAGGAUGAGAGAUGAAAUUCGAGUGAGAGAUGGGGAACAUAUUCAGAUGAAGACAGAAGUCCAGAUUCUCGCGCAGAAGAGACCAACCAUCAAAGAGAGGGUGGUUAAGAAGGAAGUGCUAAAAGUGGAACAGGACCCGCAGAUGUUGAGAGCAGUGCAAACAUUUGACACAGAAAUUUCUAAGGAGAACAACCAAAUUAAGCUCAUCAAUGAUGAAAUCUUCCAGACAAGGAGCCAGAUUAAUGCACUUGAGCGAUUGAUUCCAAACAUUAAGCCUAAGAUCAUCACUAAAGAAGUGAAAAAGAUUGAACAAGACCCUGACCUCAUCUCUGACUCUAAGAGGAUUCGAACAAGCAUAGAGGAAGAGAGGAUUGAAAACAACUCUUUGUCCAAAGAGGUGAUGGAGCUCCACAGCCGCUACCAAGAAGUUCAAAGCUGGAAAUCAAAAAUUGAGGUGAAGGAAAUUGUUAAUGAGAUAUACCGGAUAGACCCGAGCACAGAGGUGGAGAUAAUGCGGCUCAGGAAAGACAUACAAGACACCAACAAGCAUCGCUCUGAUCUAGAGAGGGAGAUCACCCAGGUAACGACUAAUGUGAAUAUUAUUCGUUCUGAGAAGCCAAAGGUAGAGAUAAAAGAAGUUUUACAAGAAGUGGUUAAGGAGGAAAGAAGCCCUGAAAAUCAGAGAGAGAUUCAGAGGCUAAAUGAUCAGGUGAACCAUUUACACACAACUUACAACUCCCUCCUAGACCAGGUGAGUCUGCUCAGGAGAGAAAGAGAUGAAUGGAAGACUGAAAAGUCCAAGAUUGAGACGAAAGUCAUCACCAGAGAAGUCAUCAAGUAUGAACCUGAUCCUCUGCUGGAGAAAGAGGCUGAUCGCUUGAGAAGAGAUGUGCGGGAGGGGGCACAGCUGCGGCGCAGCAUUGAGGAGAUGGUUUUUGAUCUGCAAAACAAAUACAUCCUGUUGGAGAGACAGAAGCCUGAGGAGAAAGUGGUUGUGAAGGAGAUUUUGCGUUUAGAGAAGGACCCAAGGCAGAUGGUUGAGCAUGAUAGGCUCAGCAGGAAACUAGAUGAGGAAGUGCAGUCCCGCCGUCAGGUAGACCUAGAGUUGCAGCAGCUAAGAACAAAGGUGGAAGAGCUAGAGAGGAUCCUCAGAGAGAGUGAUGAGCGCCAAAAGAGGAUUCAAGCCGAAUUUGAACUCGGAGAGAUCCGCCAUCGCAUCACACAGCUGGAAAAUGCCCCACCCCCUGUUGAGGAAAGUAUUAUUGUCGAGGAGGUGCUGAAGGUUGAAAGAGACCCAAAACUGGAGAGGAUGACAAACAGUCUUCGGUCAGACUUGGACAAGGAAACCAGCGAUAUGCUGCGUCUCCAGAGAGACAUCCGUAACAUCACCCUAAAGAUUGAGAUCCUGCAGAGGGAGAAGUCUGGUGAGAGGACAGUGUACAAAGAGGUUGUCCGUGUCGAGAAAGACCAGGCCGUUGAAGCCGAGAGAGAUCAUCUGAGGGAACAGGUGUCUCAGCAUAAAUUUACCAGACAAGACCUGGAAGAUGAAAUCAGACGUCUCAAUGAUAAAAUCAACCUUCUCAUGGGCAGCAAAUCCAGCUCUUCAAGAGAAGAAACUUCCCUUACUUUGAAAAGAGAUGCCUUACAGAGGGAGAAUGAGAACCUCACUCGGGAGCUCAGGACAUUCGAGGCCUCGAGACACGACAUCAGCCUGUCUUUCCAGCAGCAGAGCAGGCUAAUGAGUGAGAGAACACAGAUGAGCAAGCAGAUGAGCCUUAAAAUGGAGUCUGGCACUCAGCGCCUGGAGAGGGAGAUCCUGGAUGAAAAAGACAAGAUCCAUCAACGAGACAGCAUCAUCCGGGAGCUUCUGGCGAAUGUGCAGAAAGAGGAGCAGGCAGAGACGAGGACCAAAGAGACCAACGUCUCCACCAAAAUCACCAUUCUGGAUCCAGAAACAGGCAAAGACAUGUCCCCUUAUAAUGCUUACCUGCAGGGCCUGAUUGAUCGUCAACAGUACAUUCAUCUGCAGGAGCUGGAGUGUGACUGGGAGGAAAUUACUUCCCUUGGACCAGAUGGGGAGACUUCUUUACUGCAGGAUCGCAAGAGUGGAAAGCAGUACUCCAUCAAAGAAGCCCUGAAGCAAGGCCGGCUGACGGAGAAUGAUCUACAACAGUACAAAAAAGGCAAAAUUCCCAUCUCAGAGUUUGCCUUGCUGGUUGCGGGUGACAAUAACAAGCCCCAGUUAAACUCAAUCAUCCCCAAGUCCACCACCACACAAAUGAAAACAGCCCCCUUAGACCACUCCACUGCUCAAGAAAUCUACCCUGUUGCUGGAAUAAUGGAUACAAACACUGACACCUGCUUUACAAUACGCAGCGCCACCAUGCGUAAACUGAUCGACCCCACCACGGCCCAAAAACUUCUGGAGGCUCAGGCAUCAACAGGCGGCAUCAUUGACAUCAGCAACAAUCAGAGAUACACAGUUCACAAGGCAGCAACCAGGGGCCUCAUUGAGGACAGUCAACUCCAGAGACUACUCAAUGCACAAAAGGCCUUCACUGGCGUUGAAGACCCCAUGACCAAAGAGUGUUUGUCUGUGGGAGAAGCUGUUCAGAAAGGCUGGAUGCCAAAGGACACUGCCGCUCGCUACAUGGAGGCACAGCAUCUGACGGGAGGGCUUGUCAAUCCCAAAACCGGCCGCAGAGUGAACAUCUUUGAUGCCAUUGGGGCCAAAAUGAUCGAUAGCACAAUGAUGAGGGAGCUGCAGGCCGAGACAACCUACAUUAAGGAUAUUGUAGACCCGAUCACAAAGGAGAAGAUCAGCUACAAACAAGCUCUGGAUCGCUGUAAGAAAGACCCAAUAUCAGGCUUACCGAUGCUGCCUUCCUCCUCCAAAGAGUCUGGUUACAACUCUACUGCAAGAUAUGCCAAAUUCUAGAUAUGUUUACAACAUAGUUGGAGUUAUCUGUUCUGUGGAGUGAUGUGGGUGGUAAAAUUACUAUAACUGUACUAUUAAUUAUUGGGAAAUCCAUACAUUAAUUACAAUGUACAUUUUGACUCAGGAAAAGUCUUCUACUGCAAUGCUUGUCUAGCCAAAAUGAUUGCUGCUGUGUUGCCUUUGUUUACCAAACGUGCCUGAGGUGGCAUAUGCUUUUUUGAUUUCAUUUUAAAACAGAGAAUAUAAAUGCAGUGUAUCUUUAAUAUUAUUGUGUCAUUAGGGAAAUUGGGACAUGGUGCAAUGCUAUUUACAAAAGUGAAUUUGAUUCUGUAUUACUCGUAGGCUAUCCUUGACACUGUUGACUGUAAACUCAAUUUUGUUUGAUACUUUAUGAAGAAUUAAAUAUCAAUAAAUUUAAAUUAUAAUGGUCAAAGAGAGUGGCCUUCCUCCCUUUUUAAUGGAAGCUUACCAUUGUAUUCACCUGUCCAGUCCGAAGUGUGUCAGGAGAUAGGUUGUUUUCCUCAACUGAUAUUAAAUGACAAAUAAUGGGCAACACUCCACCCAGAGUACACAAGCAUGCUGGUUGGAAAUAUAAUCUAUAGAUAUUUUCAA
This is a messenger RNA of Etheostoma spectabile (orangethroat darter), 6807 nucleotides long. It is a transcript of the gene evpla, whose product is annotated as envoplakin a. Lineage: Eukaryota; Metazoa; Chordata; Actinopteri; Perciformes; Percidae. The record is from RefSeq and is a predicted model, not a curated record. Bases 202 to 6195 code for a protein of 1997 amino acids. Gene Ontology annotation, cellular component: cytoplasm; membrane; intermediate filament. The transcript has 22 exons. Gene Ontology annotation, molecular function: cadherin binding; structural molecule activity. Gene Ontology annotation, biological process: intermediate filament cytoskeleton organization; wound healing.